CAUCGAAUAUGCUUAAAGAACAAAAUGGCGGCUGUGGCAAAGUUUUCGCCGCCCGUAUGAGAAAUUCGCAUUCAUCAAGAUUGAAUAGUUCACGGUAAACGUUAAUCGUCUAGCAACCGUGUCUGGGUUAUGUAGCUAAGACCGCGAGUGAAAAUUCGUUGGUGUCGUAGUACGUCGAGACAGCCCGAUGCAGGUCGCGCGCAAUUCUCGUAACUCAAAUCAUGACUUCGAUGCUAUCCAGCUUUAACCCGCCUAUCGUUAAACGAUUGUUGGGUUGGAAAAAAGCAGAAGGAGAAGACAAAUGGAGUGAAAAAGCUGUUAAAAGUCUGGUUAAAAAGUUAAAAAAAUCCACCGGCCUCGACGAACUCGAGAAGGCCAUUACUACGCAAAGUUGCAACACUAAGUGCAUUACUAUACCGAGGCCUAGCCCAGGCGGUGUCGGUGACAACGGUGUCCAAGGAGUACGCGGCAAAGGAUUGCCGCACGUGAUCUACUGCCGACUUUGGCGCUGGCCAGAUUUGCAGUCGCACCACGAACUAAGGGCAAUCGAGCAUUGCGAGUACGCGUUCACGCAAAAACGGGACGAAGUCUGCAUCAACCCGUACCACUAUCAACGAAUACAAACACCAGUUUUGCCAGCCAUUCUCGUACCACGGCAUACCUUGGCCGGGGACGAGUCCGUCCUAUACAAUACUUCCAUCGAGGAGCUCAGUGUCAGCGUGCCAGAAAACACGAGCUUCCACGCGACAUUAAAUCAUCAGCAUCAUAAUCAACAAAGCAUACCGCAGUCACCGCAACAACAGCAGCAACAGCAACAGCAACAACCACCGAACAAUCCGUAUCAAGGAAUGCAGAGUAUGCAGGCGACAAGUCCGGCUAGCGUUGGGAGCCUAGGAAGUGUUCAGGGUUCACCACAUCCGGCGCCUGGGUCCAUGGAUCCUCCUGCCGAUACUCCACCUCCGGGAUAUAUAAGCGAAGAUGGUGAUAACAUGGAUCACAACGACAACAUGUCCUUAUCGCGUUUGUCUCCCAGUCCUGUCGACGCACAACCAGUUAUGUAUUGCGAACCAGCAUUUUGGUGUUCGAUAAGUUACUACGAGCUGAAUACGAGAGUAGGCGAGACCUUUCAUGCGUCGCAACCGAGCAUAACGGUGGACGGAUUCACCGAUCCCAGUAACUCCGAACGUUUCUGUUUGGGUUUACUGUCGAACGUUAAUCGUAACACCGUGGUUGAACAGACGAGACGACAUAUCGGGAAAGGAGCUAGAUUAUACUACAUUGGUGGUGAGGUGUUUGCCGAAUGUUUAUCGGAUUCGAGCAUUUUUGUUCAAAGUCCUAAUUGUAAUCAACGUUAUGGUUGGCACCCUGCCACUGUUUGUAAAAUACCACCUGGUUGCAAUUUGAAGAUCUUCAAUAACCAAGAAUUUGCCGCAUUGUUAUCGCAAUCAGUUUCCCAAGGAUUCGAAGCAGUGUACCAGUUGACUCGUAUGUGCACGAUCAGAAUGAGUUUUGUAAAGGGUUGGGGAGCAGCGUAUCGUCGGCAAACCGUGACAUCGACUCCUUGUUGGAUAGAGUUGCAUUUAAACGGUCCAUUACAGUGGCUCGAUAGGGUACUCACGCAGAUGGGAUCGCCGCGUUUACCCUGUUCCUCAAUGUCAUAAGGUUGUAUGCUUUCUCCUUGAUGGAUGCGGGGAAAACAGGGACAAUUCGCAUGCUGUCAUUGUUGUCGUCGUUGUGUACAUUGGUUUUUCUUACCGCGGAUUUAUUGUUUUAUCCGAAUUCUUUCCAACCAUCACCGACCACAGUGAUAAACAGUGCAAGAAAAAUAGAUACGAUCACCGUUUUUACGAAGCGUAUACGUGUAUCCUAGCUUGAAAAGUGCAUGGAAUACGAGAUCGUGUUCGAAGUGCCAGAAAAGCAUUCGUUCGGACGAAUGAAAAUAAAACUGGCGAUCGGUUAGUUAUAGAAACGCUCAAGUGCUCGAAUCGCGUUGCUUCGUCGAUGUUUCCUACGAAGAAAAGGAAAGGACGAUGUGCGGGCAAAUGAGUGAAGAUGAGACCGGUUGAAAAUAUCAUUUAUACAGCUAUCACCAGUACAGAAAACCAAUUUUUCAAUAAACUGGGACAUUACGGUUGAGAAUAACAAAUAACAAAAUAAGUAGAUACUAUUGACUCACUUACCGCAUUAAUAUGUGGAUAUAGUGCUUUACGAUCCAGGGUUACGAAUCCGAUUUUAACUGAAUUAACAUGGGCGAAAACAAGCGCGACUCUGUGUGUGCAUGUGUGUAUGCACGUAUACAUAUGGGCGUACGUUUGUAUCCAUAUAUGUAGGUGCAUAUGUAUACGUGCAUCACAUUAAAAAAAGCUCAGUCUUUACAUAUUUUUAUCGCUUGUUAAGUCAAUGCACUUCAGUCGUACAGUAUACGUCAGCCCUUACAAAAUAAUACAUAUUAUGUACGUUCACACUGUUUAUAGUCUGCUGAGAAGAAUUUCUAUAUAGAGUGGGUAAACGUGUAUACCCGUUGAAAAGUUUCUAACAGCACUGGUCUAUUUGGAGUCUUUGUCAGUGUUUUUCCUACGAAUAAAGCGUUAAAAAAAAGAAACACAUCUGUAAAGUCUAUUUCUCUUACACGAUAACGAUACGGAAGGAUUACAGUGUUCAACAUGUACGUAACUAUUUACACGUUUCAUUAACGUUAUUACAUCCUUGGAUGGACCAGAAUGUUCAAAUAUUCUCAUAAUGGAUCGCAUCAGGACGGAUAGUUAUGUUUCUGCGUAUUUGGAGGUUUUGUGAAUGGUUAGUCAGUUCAGACGAAUCAUUCAGCACAUAAUGCGGACAAUGUUUUAACAGACAUUUCUGGGUCGAAAUUGAAAAUGUUGUUACGUAUUAAGGUGUCUUAUCUCGAGUAAUUGAUAUUCUUAUUAAGGAUAAGCGCUAUAUUUCUUAACGUUGAUAGGAGUACUAAGCGCACGAAGUCUAUGGUAGACAGAUAUAUCUAUUUACUUGAUAUCGCAUGGAAAAAAUUGAUCAAUACUUCAGAAAAUUAUGUACGUAUAUUUACUAUCGAGCAUCUAAAACUUUAUGCGCCACAUAGCAAACGUUAACCGUAUGAGUGCCACGAAUUAUCGCAAAAGUUAAUCGGCAAGAGCCAAUCUUAUCCUUUUAUCAAUCUCUGUUACAAACAAUUUACAAUAUCCAUUAUUAAUUUAGUUGUUUAUAAUUUAAAAUUAUUAUUGAAGUUUCUGUAUUGUAAUAUUUCUGUAUGACAGAUGCGAUGGCAUUUUCCGAUAUAGCAUGUGAGCAGCGUAAUCACGUUGUGUGGCACUUAGAGGGUUAAAAAGCACACUUUGGUGUUGAUAUUCAGCGUAGCGAAUCACUUGUUAUUUAAAAAUCGUUGCAGGAAUGUUGGUUUGUUGUAUAGGAUCGUAAACGAUGUUUUUUUUUAUGAAGAAAACAUGUUUUUGCAUGCAGAAGAUAAUCAAUCAUUUGAUUAUACUAUAAGCUUUGAAAUAAUAUAAUUGAAAUGUCUUCUGAAAUUUUAUAUGAAACUAAUGAACGUAGGAAAAGCGCAUACAGUUUUCGAGCGAUACAAAAGGCACAAUAAAAUGAAAAUCUAUAAGGAUAAGGAAACUUUAUCAAGAGAGAGUGCAAGAAAAUAAUGGUCUGGCCUUGAAUGUGAGAUGCUUUUAGAUAUAUCGAGCACAUUGUUUCUACACUAUUUUAAAUUCAUUUACAAAUUGUUUUAGAGUCGAGUGUAUUAAAAAGUUUCUAUUUUAUUCUAGAAUUUAUAAAAUAUUUCAUAUUCGAGACUAACCGAAACAAAAGGAAAACAAUUUUUAGAAACUUCAACGUCUUUCACGUAGAACAUAUGAACAUAAAAAUGAGAUAACGAAGUUACGUAUUUUAUUAUAUUAUGAGAUAUAUAUUAAUAUCGAUGUACGAAUAGUCUUUGCACCAAGUGCAUGGAUUCAGUUAUCUUCUUCUUCUUUUUUAACAGAAUAAAUUUUUAAAAAUAAUCUAUACACGACUUCUAUGGAGUCUUUAUGUACGAUAGGGGCCAAUUGCACGCACAGAAUGUGAGAUUUGAUCUCAACAAAAACGUCAAGUCUUAUAAGGAAUCGGUUCCUUUUUUUAUAUAUUUUUUGCCAGCAUCGAUCAUUUUACAGUUUUUCUAAUUAACUUUUGAAAUAGUAGACAAUUGGUUUAAUCAUUAAUUCGUGUAUAAAACUGUAUAAAUUUUAUCAAGUAGAAAGGAACGAUCGAAUGUUUCCGUUAAUUAUUAAGGCAAAGAAAACAUUGUCGUGAAUGAUCGCAAAUGCGAAAAAUCUAUUUUUUUAAUAGUGUCUUAAUCGUUUUGACGAAGAAACAUUAUGUGCUAAGUUUUUAAUCACUUUAAUGAAAAGGCAAGUGAUUUUUGAUCCAUUAUAGAUACAUAACAAUUCUCAUGAAUCGAUCGACGUCUUUUGUUCGUAUUAUGUAGCUGAUCACACUGUAAUAACCUAUAUCAUUUUUCUAAUAUUUUAUUUUUCUUUUUUUUUUUUUUUUUUUUUUUUUUUUUACUGUUUACAGACCUGCCUUUUGUACGUCGUUAAAUCAAGAAAUACGUCAGUGACGAAGACGAUUCGUGAAUUUACUGAUUACAAAUUUUUAUCGAAUCGAUACCAUGUUCCAAUGAUUGUGUUACAUUACCAAUUCUAGAAGAAUAUCGAAGGGAGGACGAGCUUGGGCAGUAGCUAUGGAAAAGAUAGUCAAAAAAACGAGAUUUUAAGCGAUAUAAUUUUAUUGAUUCUUAGGUAGUAUUAUUAAUUGUACAAUGUAAUAACACGAAUACGUUGAUCUUAUACAAGGAUAUUUCCUACUUCUAAUCAACAUGCAUAUCUGAUGUUUCAUUCACGAGGAAAAUUUAAUGUCGUCGUAAAUUGUUCGAAAUCAUAAAAAAGACGUAUACAGACCUCGUGAAAGUCAAACACGACAUCGUCGGGCAGCUCGAAUAAUCGAAUAGUAAUACAAACGAGAAAGAAAAUAACUGUAUAUCAGUAAUAUAUGAUGCACACCUACUUGGACUCGUGUUGAUUGAUAUUGUCUCGCGUAAGGAAAAAUUAAAAUGUUUGAUCGUCGAAUACUUAACAACCACUUGCCUCUCUGUCAGACUGCCACUAGUAUAUUAAUUAAGGAAACAUGAACAGGGGAAUCGAAGAACCCGCCCUCGCCUUUCUUCGUCGUCCUGGAACUCCUACUCGUUCGUUUUACGUUAGCAUAAGAUCAAAAUAAAUACACCUAUGACGUGAAGAGAGAGACAGACCACUGAAAAACGCGUUUAAUUCGCCAAAGUAUAUUAAGUGUAGCAAUUGCCAAAGUUUUUCUUUUCUUUUUGUAAGUACAAGAACGUCGAGCCGAUUGCGACUGUAGUAGUCGUGAUUCAAAUGCGCACGAAUUGUUAAAUUAUAAACGUUCUCGUUUUUCUUUUUCCCUUACAAAUUCGUAAUUGUUACCAUUGUUACCAUUGUGUUUCUUUACUUUUAUUCUAGAUAUGUUUAGUGUCUUGACCUGCCGAACAAUCGAGCGGUCCGACGAUUUUAUAAAUUUUUAAUUCUAUAGCUACUUAUAUAUUUUGUGUGCUAAUAGACACAUGCACACAAAGGGAAGCAUCGACUAACGUAUAACUUCUACAAAUCAGAUAUUUUUUUACAUAUUAAAAAGACGUGAAAUUUUUUUGCGUGCGAUACAUUUGAUGACGGUUGUUAUCGUCGAUGUUCCCCUGGUGUGGAUGAGAUGUUUUACGAGAAUACGAGAUAAAAUCGCGAGCUUGAAAGAACGAAUGCGAGAGUAUAUAGGUGAGACGUCGAGUCGAUAAAUAUCGAGUGUGAGAUUGUAUGAUAAUUAUAAAUAAAUGUACACAUUAAGUCUAAUAAACAUGAUUCUGUCGCUUUUUAUUAA
Bombus terrestris (buff-tailed bumblebee) is the source of this 5937-nucleotide messenger RNA. RefSeq names its product mothers against decapentaplegic homolog 3 (gene Smox). Bases 222 to 1661 code for a protein of 479 amino acids. Gene Ontology annotation, biological process: transforming growth factor beta receptor signaling pathway; anatomical structure morphogenesis; regulation of transcription by RNA polymerase II. The record is from RefSeq and is a predicted model, not a curated record. The transcript has 6 exons. Lineage: Eukaryota; Metazoa; Arthropoda; Insecta; Hymenoptera; Apidae. Gene Ontology annotation, molecular function: I-SMAD binding; RNA polymerase II cis-regulatory region sequence-specific DNA binding; DNA-binding transcription factor activity, RNA polymerase II-specific. Gene Ontology annotation, cellular component: heteromeric SMAD protein complex.